Molecule: messenger RNA, 1311 nt
Organism: Eptesicus fuscus (big brown bat)
Lineage: Eukaryota; Metazoa; Chordata; Mammalia; Chiroptera; Vespertilionidae
Gene: ANKRD65
Product: ankyrin repeat domain 65
Exons: 4
Coding region: 1-1230 (409 amino acids)
Cellular component (GO): cytoplasm; nucleus
Molecular function (GO): protein binding
Source: RefSeq, a predicted model, not a curated record
AUGGAGAGGACCCCCGAAUCCCUGGGCAGGCUCCCUCCAGGGGUGAGUCCUGGGCGCUCAGAGCCCAGGCAGCAGGACCUCCCAGACGCAGGAGCCGAGCAGGAACUCAGAUGGAUAGAGCUGGGCUCGGAGGAGGCCCUGGGGACAGGGGCAGAGGGGCCCGGUGUCCCACAGGCCCAGGGGCGCCUGCUGCAGGCUGCGUGGAGGGGACACUUAGGCCUCGCAACCCAGCUGCUGCGGCAGGGGGCCAGCGUGGAGGAGAGGGACAGCGCGGGGAGGACCCCGCUGCAUCUGGCGGUGCUGCGCGGCCACGCGCCCCUGGUGCGGCUCCUGCUGCAGCGCGGGGCGCAGGUGGGGGCCGCCGACCUUGCGGGGCGCACGCCGCUGCACGAGGCCGCCUGGCGCGGGCGCUCGCGGGUGGCGGAGCUGCUGCUGCAGCGCGGGGCCCCGACGGCGGCGCGCUCCGGGGCCGGCCUCACGCCGCUGCACGGGGCGGCCGCGCUGGGCCGCACGCUGCUGGCCGGGCUCCUGCUGGGCGCGCCGGGCCCGGGCGCCGAGGCGGCGGACGCGCGCGGCUGGACGGCGGCGCACUGGGCGGCUGCGGGCGGGCGGCUGCCGGUGCUGGAGCUGCUGGCCUCGCGCGGCGCGGGCCUGGAUGGCGCCCUGCUCGUGGCGGCCGCGGCCGGGCGGGCGGAGGCGCUGCGCCUCCUCCUGGCGGUGGGCGCGCACGUGGACGCCCGGGACGGCGCGGGGGCCACCGCGCUAAGCAUCGCUGCGGGUUUGGGCCGCCGGCAGGACAUGGAGACUCUGCUUGACCACGGGGCAGACCCCAGCCUCAGGGACAGGCACGGACGCUCUGCCCUCCAUAGGGCUGCCGCUAGUGGACACCUGUCUGCCGUCCAGCUGCUGGCAGCCCGGGGAGCGGAGGUGGAUGCUCGGGACUCACUGGGCCUCACCCCUCUGCACCACGCUGCUCGGAGCGGCCACGUGGACGUCGCCAGCCAUCUCCUGGACAAGGGCGCACAGGUCAACGCGACGGGCUGGCUCCACUCCACACCCCUGCACCUCGCGGUGGAGCGUGGCCACAGCCCCACCGCUGAGCUUUUGCUGAGCCGAGGGGCCAGCCCUGCCCUGAGAACGCAGUGGGGUGAGGUGACGCAGGACCAAGUGGCCGAGGAGGGCCUGUCCCGGGCAACACCUCCCCUUUGCAGAGAGCAGAAUGACUGCUAGGGUCCGGCUGGUGUGGCUCACUGGGUCAGCAUCGACCUAUGAACCAAGAGGACACGGUUCGAUUCCUGGUCAGGGCACAUG